GGAAGCUUGUUGGGGAAGCCCAAAUUACAAGAGAAGUAACAGAAGGCCCUAAAGGUGCCAGCUGGCAUUCACAGAGCUGAUUUAUUCACCCAAACACGAGCCACAUGCAACCGGUACGCGCUCUCUCAAAUUUGCCCUGGAUCAAUUUGGUUAUUCCCGGCAAGAGAUCAGAGAAGAAACUGCAUCACUAUUGAGUUCUAGCCAGUUUUCUUCGCCUAAUCCCUCGAUUCUUUUCAUAUAAAACCCUAGAUUAUCAAUUAGAAGUCCCAAUAAGAGAAAACAGACAACCGAGAAAAAAAAUGCUUGGAGAUGGAGGAGAGACCCCUACCAGGUAUGAAUUGUUGAGUAUGGUGAAGAAACACUCAAGCUCAUUAAAGAACACCACAGUUGAUGAUGAGCAAGAUGCUUCAGAUGUUGAAAUGGAUCCAAGCUUUUGGCAUGAUAUCCUGGAUUUGUAUUUUAUUUGUGGUAGGGAGUCCAGGGGACGCCAGGAUGACGAUCUCAUAUUUUUUGUGAGAAAAUUGAGCUUGCAUGGAUAUGGUUUCAAUGAUCACAUGGAAGGGAUCCCCCCUUACUUUGUACGCAGGUGGGCACCUAAGUUGGAUAAGCUAGUGAGUGAAAAUUCAGCGGAGGUGGAUUGGAGGCGCUCAUUUUACUUGAAUUUGAUUGCUCAUACUUCAUUUACUGUAACAGUGGCAAUUUGCAGUCAUCAGGUACUUCGAAAUCAUCAAACCGGGCAAGAUUCACCAUUAUCUCCUAUAUACAAGGUUGUGAAGACUGUAUAUGCAUCUCCAAGUCGAGUUGAGUUCCAUUUGGAUUCAAAAAAGGAGGUAGAAACAAUUCCUGCUUAUCCAGAUAUAUGUUUUGCAGUUGAUGAUUUCGAUUCCACCUUUGAUGCAGUGGUUUUGACAGAAACAGACCAUUGCUAUUGUGUGCUCCUCAAUGCACAUGAUGGGGCAGCAUUUCCUAGUGAAAAAACAUCACCUGAUUGUAGUUCUAGCAAUACAUCUUCUUUGAGAAUUGAUACUGAUUCUGAAAAGUCAAAGAAUACCAAGCUUACUCUUUUCUCUGGAUUUGUCAGCUAUCAAAUGGUUCGAGAAGCAUAUGAUGCUGGAAAAUCUCGAUUCGGAAGCCUUUUGUUACUUGGUCAAUCCGCUGGAAAAACAGACAGGCUUUACAUGAAAGGUCCUGGAGGGCGUGGGGAAGUUGAAGUGGCUGUUUCCGGUGUUGCAGAUCAAAGCCAGCAGCCAUCAGGCCCUUCUUCGCCCGUUCAUGCAUCCAAGAGAGGUUUUGGGAUUGGUACAAUUGUUCGAAAGGCGGCAACAGUAGCAUCUGUGGCAGCAAAGCAUGCCUAUGCUGCUGCAGCUGCCACUCGGAGUUCUGAUGAGGAGAUGUUGCCGCUCAAGUGCUGCUUAAUGUCAAUAUCACUUCCUUGGGAACACAUUGCAUAUGAUCUUAUGUUUAAGGGAAGUCCUCCAGUGAACUUGUAGUGUCUUAUGUUACAUCUCUUGCGAAAUGCUAAACAAGCAUGGCGAUCCCACCUGCUAAAGAAAGAUGGAAGGGGAGUAGCCUGCACUAUAAACAACAUUUGGGAUCUCAGUCCUGCAUUUUUUGGUAUUGGGGUACAUUGUGUUUUAAGGCUGUAAGUGUAAGUGUGAUAGAAAUAUGUAAAGGUUUAAUUAAGAAACUUAGUGUAUUCAAUAUCAAUUCCAUGGUUGUCAGGUUUAAAGUUUAGUAAAGCCUGAUUCUUGAAUGCA
Messenger RNA from Vitis vinifera (wine grape), 1757 nucleotides. RefSeq lists its product as uncharacterized. The record is from RefSeq and is a predicted model, not a curated record. Bases 300 to 1490 code for a protein of 396 amino acids. Lineage: Eukaryota; Viridiplantae; Streptophyta; Magnoliopsida; Vitales; Vitaceae. The transcript is spliced from 12 exons.